UGAACAUGAACAAGAUAGCAUGCAGUUGUCAUCAGAUUCCUCAUAAAAAGAAUUGACCUCAUGGCUUAAGGCAGAAACAACUGAGCAUCACUCCAAAUCUCAAAGUCACAAAUAAUCUUGAGUCUAAGAGCCUGACAGUGAUGAAAUACAGUAAAGGAAGGAAACUCUUCCUGAGCAGCAAGCCUGCUUACCUCAUCAGAAACAGACUUUUACGAGAAAAUAGAACCCAGAAGAAGCACAAGUCAAGCACUAAUACCGAAAGGAUCGAUAUUAACGAAGAAUAUCAUAAGAGAUUCAAGCAGAGCAUGAACCUUUUGAAGCUUGCUAGGAAGCCUGGCUAUAGUUCAAAUAUUGGCGUGAGGGAUUCAACAGGCAAGAAUAUCAACCUUAUCACUCUUAACCGGCCUGAGGAGGAAUAUCUGAAGGACUCAAUUGUGCGUAUUAAAGAUGAGUUGCAUUCCACCCAGCACAAGACUUACGUCUCAGAGAAUCAACUAAAAGUGGAUGAUCCUAAUGCUUUGUCACAACUUAUGAAAAGUUCUUAUGGAAAUUUCUCUCAUAAUCUGAGUCCUGACAACAAGUCUAAUCAGAACACCUCUCAAAUGACCAAUCCUGGGAGGAUUCAGAUCGUCAACAAAGGAGGGCAAGGAAGGAGCAACUCCCAAGCUAAUAUGAGAGACAGGGUCCAAAUCUUGAGUAAGAACAUUACAAGAGAGAGUAAUAUUCUCUCUGCUCCACAAAAGAAGAGAUCUGAGAAGAAGACAAAGGAAUAUCAUGUCCCUGGGAAGAAGGCUAAGCCAACUAAACAGAUCUUUAUUAAGUCUGACAGAAUCUCUUAUGAUUUUAAUAAAUUUAAGCCUUUCCAGGUCAGCGCGAAAAAGUCUAUUUCUGAAGCAAUUUCAGAAGUUCAAGCUAAGCCUGAGAGGCGGCUGAUCAAAGCUAAUAAUUAUUACUUGCACAACUUUGCUAUGGAAGGCUCUGGACAAAGCUCUCUGUUGAGCUUCAGAUUGAAUGAAAUUUUAAAGGAAAAGAAUUUGCUUAAUAAAAAGCUUAAAGAGAAAUUUAGCUGUCAGCCUAAUCUCAAGUUCUUUACUGUAAAUAAAGCUCAAAAUCAACACUCUCGGAGGCAUUCUUCGAAUCCAAUUCUGGUGAACAAGAAGGUUGCCUCAAAGUCAUCUACCAAGCGUGCUGAUAAGAUGGAUAACAAGAAAUAAAAAAUAUGAAGAACUUGAAUCAGAGAAAUUAUGUAGCUCAAUUCAGCAUUUCAGUCAGGAUAUGCAGACUGAAGAGUUCUCUAGCAGCGAAGAUGAGCUGGAGAAGUACGAUAAUCUUGUAUACAAAAAUGUAGUAAAAAGCACAGAUAGAAGCCCCUUAAUGUUUAAAAACUCCUUGAACCACAUCAGUCAUAUGAAUUCAAAGAUGAUCUUUGCACAGAAGGAAAUCAAAAUUCCAAAUUUUAGGAGACACAAGAUGAAAUAAACAGCUUCAAGGAGCUUUAUAAAAC
Moneuplotes crassus is the source of this 1504-nucleotide messenger RNA. NCBI's taxonomy places the organism in Eukaryota, Ciliophora, Spirotrichea, Euplotida, Euplotidae. The record is from the annotation of a GenBank genome assembly.